Molecule: messenger RNA, 1770 nt
Organism: Papaver somniferum (opium poppy)
Lineage: Eukaryota; Viridiplantae; Streptophyta; Magnoliopsida; Ranunculales; Papaveraceae
Exons: 6
Coding region: 198-1520 (440 amino acids)
Molecular function (GO): lipid binding
Source: RefSeq, a predicted model, not a curated record
AACCCAAGAAACAGAGAAAAAGAAAAAGGUCUUUCACCUCUCUCUUCGUCUCCCCUUUCUCUCCUAGGAUCUUCAACAUUUCAGGCACCGAGCCUAUUGGAUCACAUUCAAAGAGAUCGAUCCAUGAAGUUUGUUCGAUUGCUUGAAAUUUGAUCAUCUAGGGAUUUCGAUUUGCAAAAAAUUGAUCUGAUAAAGAAAUGGAAGAAAUAUAUAAAGAAUUGAUGGAUUUGAAACCAGUUGUGGUUGAAACAUUAGUCGACAUUAUGCUAUGCGCAGUACCAAUAUGGGUAGCAGUUAUGAUAGGAUUGGUAAUUGGUUGGUCAUGGAGACCACGUUGGACUGGUUUAUUGUUUUUAGGUUUAAGAAGUAAAUUUCGUUUCAUUUGGACUACUGUUCCUCCUGGUUUUGGUGCUCGUCGUCUUUGGUUUGCUUUUACUGCAUUUUCUGCAUUUUCUGUUGCUAGAAAGCUUUGGUCUAAUUUUAAAGGGAAAGGAGAAAGAGGAGGAGAUGAAAAAUCGGUUGGUUCUGAAUCCGGUGAAUCUUUGACUUUGUCCGGGGAUCCUAGUAAAAACAGCAAUUUGAGGAGUGAAUCGUUAGUGGAGGAGAAUGAUGUCGUCACAGAGAAGGAUGUCGAGCACUUGCGACAUCUUCUUGAAGGUAAACUUGGGGAUGCAGCAUGGCAGAGUUUGAUGGAAAGCACCAAUCCAAAUAUGGCUUACCAAGCAUGGCGAUACGAGCCAGAGGCAGGUCCCACAGUUUACCGUAGUAGAACUGUAUACGAGGAUGUGACUCCGGAACUGGUUAGAGAUUUUUUCUGGGAUGAUGAAUUCCGUCCCAAAUGGGACCAUAUGCUAUCUUAUGUUGAGAUAUUAGAAGAGCGCCCCCUGACAGGAACAAGUAUUGUACACUGGAUUAAAAAGUUCCCAUUUUUCUGUAGUGAUCGAGAGUAUAUUAUUGGUCGACGAAUAUGGGAGUCCGGAAGGACAUAUUACUGUGUAACCAAGGGUGUGCCAUAUCGAUCUUUGCCUAAGCGUGACAAACCCAGGCGUGUAGAUCUUUAUUUCUCAAGCUGGAUCAUCAGGGCAGUGGAAUCCCGGAAAGGAGAUGGGCAAUUUACUGCUUGUGAAGUAUCUCUAGUCCAUUAUGAAGACAUGGGAAUUCCAAAAGAUGUUGCAAAGUUGGGAGUUCGUCAUGGAAUGUGGGGAACCGUCAAGAAAAUACAUUCUGGCAUGAGAACAUACCAGCUUGCGAGAAAGUCUGAGACAGCAUUAUCACGAAGUGCCUUGUUGGCGCGGAUCACUACCAAGAUCCCUAGUCAUGGCAAUCUGGAAUCUUUGAACCAAGUUUCUGAAGAUGGUGAGAAUGAUCAAACUGAAAUGUCGCAUACUAAAAUGGAUAAUGGUCUGGAUUGGAGAUGGGUAGUUGUUGGUGGAACCGUGGCUCUGGUUUGUGGAAUACAAACAGGUGUGAUUGGAAAAGCUUUGUUAUUCGGAGCUGCUCGCAGAUUUGCGAGGAGGUAAGCUAUCUUAAGCUAUCUUCAUUUGUAACUGGAUGAAAAAUAUAAAUGGUGUAUUCUUCUAGCCUUCUUGUUGGGAACACACUCUGUUAUUUGCGUAGGUAGUAUAUACACACACUAUAUGUGAAAUAUGUGUGUUUUGUUAAAAAUAGUGAAACAUAAUUUGACCAAUGAGGAACGAGUUUGACAGGGUUACAGUUGAAACACUUGAGAAACAUAUAUAUAUAUUUAGGGGAGGGAUUGGCGUGUCGGUU